This is a messenger RNA of Acaulospora colombiana, 561 nucleotides long. The record is from the annotation of a GenBank genome assembly. NCBI's taxonomy places the organism in Eukaryota, Fungi, Glomeromycota, Glomeromycetes, Diversisporales, Acaulosporaceae.
GGUCCACACUUAGUGGCCCUCCGAAUUAGCAUUUACCUCCUGAUUCGCGCAUACUUCCUUCAAGAUGGCUUUGAGCAAGAAGCUCCCAUUGUACAUGUCUACAAAGAACACUAUCAUGAAGAAGCCGCUGGAUUGUGGUAUGAGCACCGUCUGAUUGACGAUAUGGUUGCUCAAGCCAUCAAAUCAUCCGGUGGUUUCGUCUGGGCUUGCAAGAACUAUGAUGGUGAUGUCCAAUCUGAUGUCCUCGCCCAAGGGUUCGGCUCUUUGGGUAUGAUGACUUCCGAACUCAUCACCCCUGAUGGCAAGACGAUGGAAGCCGAAGCUGCUCACGGAACAGUCACCCGUCACUACCGAGAGUAUCAAAAGGGCAAGGAGACCAGCACCAACCCCGUUGCCAGUAUCUUUGCCUGGACCAGAGGCUUGAAGCACCGUGCCAACUUGGACAAGAACGAGAAGCUUACCAAGUGGUGUGAUGACCUCGAAGCUGCUUGUGUUGAAGUCAUUGACAAUGAUGGUGUCAUGACCAAGGACCUUGCACUUGCCAUCCACGGUAAAAAGUGA